AUGGAGACGACUGUGCAUCCUAUCGCACAAUCAGGCUUCGGGACUGGGACAACCGAACUAUAUGAUCGGGUUCGCCCCUCGUACUUAACUGAAUCUCUUUCAUACAUCCGCCAGAUACCCAAGACCACAGCACCGUUGCACGUCGUCGAUUCCUCCCUCCAGUUGGCUUUCAGAAUUGGGGCGGGAACGGGAAUUUUCACCCGUGCUUUGUUAACUCACCCAGAGUGGGCCACGAGCAUUGGCGCGCUGAGAGCGGUCGAACCUAGUGACGACAUGCGUGAUUUUUGGAUGAAAUCUGUCAAGGACGACUGCGCUGCUAUCACCAAAGGAACAUUUGAUAACACCGGCGUGGAAGAUGGAUGGGCUGACAUUGUCAUUAUCGCAGAGGCAUUCCAUUGGUGCCUCGACCACGGAAAGGCAUUGGCCGAGUUCGCUCGUAUCUUGAACAAGGACGGAGCAGUUGUGAUGAUAUGGAAUCUUGAAGAUAGGGAGGCUGCAGGCUGGGUUGCACAGCUCUAUGAUCGCAGGAAGGUCCAUCAGAAAAGCACGCCUCAAUUUCACUUCAAUCUCCUGAGGCGAGCGUUCUCUAAUACACCUGAGUAUACCUCCGUAUUUCAUUCUCACGAAGAGAACAAAUGGGCAUAUCGUGCUCUUGCUACUGAUCAAAUUGUUACGGAGCGAGCACUGAGUUGGAGUUACAUUUCUGUGCUCCCUCCAGAUGAAAAGGCCAAGGUAGUGGAGGACAUCAAAGUAAUUCUUGAGCGAGGAGAUGGUAAAGUCUGGAUCAACAAGGAGGAGGGCACGUAUCAAUACCCACAUACGUCUCUCGUCGUGGUAUCUAGAAAGAAAUAG
Messenger RNA from Suillus clintonianus, 852 nucleotides. RefSeq lists its product as uncharacterized. Gene Ontology annotation, molecular function: S-adenosylmethionine-dependent methyltransferase activity. NCBI's taxonomy places the organism in Eukaryota, Fungi, Basidiomycota, Agaricomycetes, Boletales, Suillaceae. Bases 1 to 852 code for a protein of 283 amino acids. The transcript is spliced from 5 exons. The record is from RefSeq and is a predicted model, not a curated record.